AAAGCUUCAGCUGCCUAGCCGCGGGCCGCGGUAAAUUUGGUCAAUUUGGUGUUAAGCGUCAGUUACCGAGAUUGAAUCUUCUCGCGCGCAAGGUGGGAUACUGUUCGUGAUCGAGGCAUCGAGGUUCGAGCAUCAAAGAGAGACGCCGUGUGCAUUCAUGGAAGGCGUUGUGAGAAACUUGUAUUAUUAUUUCCACGAACUUUUGAGUCAAGUUCGCCGUGAUGCGGCCUGGACGACGCAGUCACUCGAGAAGGCUGUUAAUUGGGCCAGGUACUGCGAAAAGGUUUACGACGAAGUGGUAACAAAGGGACGUGUCGAAGACAUGGAACGUUUACUACGAGACCUGACACAGCACACUGCCGCACGGGGCGUUGUCAUAACGCUCGGAAGCCUCAAAAACGCGUCUUAUUUACUGGCAGUGGAGUUUCUCCAUUGUUCCCGGUUGAAAGAAGACACACUCGGGCUACUUUUGCAGUCGGAUCUGAUGGACAAAGCCUGGAUGCGUGAUUUGAUGUGUGAAACACUCGCACUAAACUCUGCUCUGCAGCAGACUUUUGAGGACAACAACAGUGCGAAGCAAGAUUACUCGACGCGGUGGCAUCUCGAGCGACUUUCAAAGAUGGACAUAGAAACCCUUGCGAGCCACUUGAGGAAAUUCUCAUAUUCAUCUACGGCUCUCUUGUUGAGCGCUGCAGCAUGUGACACGGCAGAGUUUCGCAAGACUUCGGACGCCGUCUGCGACUGGCUCGUGGCUCGAGCGUCGGAGACGUCGGCGCAGUACGACGCCAUGCUUGCUUCGGCGGUCUGGAGCCAAGAAAGUGGCCUGCUUUCUAGACUGGCGAGCAAGAACCCUGCAUUCCUCGCGCUACUGCUGAAGGAGCUGGAACGACAGUCGUGGGGAAUGCAGCCUAACCUCGGCCACGGCGCGAGUUCCUCGUGGGUUCCGCAAAGAUGCCGCGAAAAUUCCUGGGAUUGGGACCGAGCAGUGGACAUCUGGAGGGCAAUCAACAGCGCUCCGACCGCAGCAGUGAAAUCUGCUGUUCCACUCUUUCUCGGAAAAGUGUCCGUCAGACCUGGGUGUUCCUUCUGGGAUGAUCUUCUGUCGUCCUGCUGAUCCAAUAAAACAAUUGUCAUUUCCUAA
Molecule: messenger RNA, 1141 nt
Organism: Ixodes scapularis (black-legged tick)
Lineage: Eukaryota; Metazoa; Arthropoda; Arachnida; Ixodida; Ixodidae
Exons: 7
Coding region: 158-1114 (318 amino acids)
Biological process (GO): interstrand cross-link repair
Cellular component (GO): Fanconi anaemia nuclear complex
Source: RefSeq, a predicted model, not a curated record